CUUGAUGUAUAAUCACGCUUAGAGACGAGAGGGAGAGCGAGCAUGUAGAGGCUGUAAAGGUUGUUAAAGCCGGUGUGGUACGGGUCGUGUGUUUUUCAUUUAUUGCGAGGAGAGUUUUCGCAUUCAUGCGGCUGAAGGAUGUGCACGCUGCAAGUUUUCGUCUACUGCACGAAAACAGUAGUGCGUUUAGCAGAUGGAGGUCGCGCGUGCGCUGUGACAGAUCAUGGGUCAGUCGCAGUCGCAAACGCGGCCAGGAAACGAUGCUGCUACUUCUCGUGUCUGCCAACAAGCACCUGCACCGUACUCAACGUCUCAGCUGGCUAAUGCUUCUACGAGCAGGACGUCACAAGGCUCGAACUUCCAGUAUGGCAUCCAGUCCAUCCCCUCCCUGCGUCGAGGGGAGCAGCCCCUGCUUGAAGUGAAGAGCCGCAAACCUGCAACGCCGGUUUCGCCACACCUCUCUCCCACCGGUGGCGGAGCAUCUUCACCAAGCACCAAACUCGUGCCCUUGCGUUGGGACCCGGAAUAUCAAACGCAAAAAUGUCUGGGUCUGGAAGAAUGCAAGAUUUGUCAUGCAUAUUUCUCAUGACCCAUGAUGCCUGUAAUGCUUGACCUAGCAUCGCAGACUUUUAGAGGGCUUCCUGAUGUACCUUCCGCAUGAGAAAUGCCCUGUCCGUGUAGCAAAAACUGCACCCCUCUUGCUGGUCAUGCAAUACAAGUUUUUUUAGAGUCCGAAAACAGCAUGACAAGUUGCAAUCUUCCAGACCCAGACACUUUUACAAUCCAUACGGAAUGCACGUUGAGUCAGUUUGAGCGGGUACUCGGUGGCAGCAGUGGCGUCCCAUCGGAGGGUAGCACCUCCCUGGGACUGAGCAACAAGCGGGUGCGGAAGAGCAUCGAUACCCCGACGAACUUCCACCCGCGCUUCGAGGGAAACGCCGGCGCGGAGUACAUCGAACCACCGACCUAUCGUACGAAAAAAGUGUUUCAGUGUAAGGAUUUUGCAAGUUUUGCAUCACAAGUUUGUUCUACAUCACAGAGAAAAUUUGCAAUGCAAGAUUCCCAAGGGAAAACACAGCUAAAAAUCUAGUGUCUUGCAUGUGUAGCAAGACAAACACUUCUCAGAUGCCGUUUCUGCAUUACAAGUUUACAUUGAAACAGUUUUUUCUUGCGAUACGACCCGGGCGCGGUUCUUGAAAAGCCAGAUGGGAAACUAUUACAGUGAAAAGUACCCCCCACCCCUGAAAUUGCAAAAAUUUGUGAUGCGAAGUUUCCAAAUGAAAACUUUUUGUCAUGCAUGAAAGCAGUAUGAAGCUUUCUGAUGCAGAGUCUAGGCAUGUAUCGCAUCGCUUGCAUGACAAGCGCCCCUCUAACUGGGAUCUUUUGCAAUACAAAUUUUUGCUAUUCGCGAUUGGAAACCUGUAAUGCUGAUAGAUGCAAGAGAGCGAAUGUUUCAUUUGGAAAGGUUUGCAAUACAAGUGCGCCCAAGUUCGGGGGUGGGGGCAUUUUUCAUGGUAAUACAACCGAGGCGUUUUUUCGCCAACUGCCACGGUUCGAUCGGCAGAUUGCGACCCUGAAGCAGCAGCGGGCGGAAUCCCAACCGCCCUUCGACAACAACAGUGUGCUGGAAAUGCCAGACACCCUGGACGAAGCUGCAGUCCAGGGAAAAAAAGAGGAGGACGACGCCGAUCAAGUCUACGCAGAACUAAUGGAGGCCGCUUCGGCAGAUGAAAGUAUUUCGGGUGAAGAUGACAGAGAAGCAGAAGCAGCAGAGCUGGGCGAUGCAGUUGUGGAUUUUUGCAGUUCUCAAGGUGUUAACUUUUCACCCGAGAGGACGGGAGCCGCUCCUUUUCUGUUCGCACCGGAGCAGAUGUUGAAAAUUUCUACCAGUGGUGGAAACAGCAACCACAUGUCUAUGGUGCAAGAUGUCGCCGACAUCGAGAUCGAUUUCAUGCCGAAGGAUCCGCCGCCGAGAGUGUCAGAAGAUGGUGUGUGCGACAGAGCCUGGGUUCCGAUGGACCACCCACCUUUGGAGCAACAGGGGGUCGAAGUAGAGAAUAAACACCAGCAGGACCACAACAUCCCUCAACAUCGUUCCAGCGAACACGACCACUUCGAUCAGCAGUGUUUGCAAUAUCACCCACGGAGGAUGCGGAUCCCGGAGCAUGAGCGCGCGGCCUUAGUCCGCCAGUUGCAGUAUGAGGAGCUGCAGCAGGAGCUUCCCCUACCGCUUGCAAGCAGCGUUGGUGCUACAAUAGGACAUCGAGGAAACGAAACACGGGAGUUCCGCGUUGUCGACGACGCGUCAGGAAGAAGCUUGUUCCAGAAGCAGCAAAACGGCAGGGAGGGAAAAAGACGCGAAGUAGACAGUUUCGGGUUACCCGCACUGCCGCGUUUUUCUGACGGACGGGGCGGACAGCUCGACCUGAAGCGGAAAUCCAGCGGGGGAAAUGACAACAUGAACAUGGUUGACUCUGCACCUUCCGGUGAGUUUCUUUUGUCCAACGAUGCGAAAAGACAAAGAACAUCUACCUCCUCGGCUGCAUUCAGCCCUAGAUGCAAUUGAAACGGAAAUGGAACAGAGAUAAAGAAGUGGCGCGAAAAAAAUCUAACGAAUUUCGAAGAACAAAGAAACAGUCUGCAAGAGUCGCCACUUUAUUUUGUUAUUUUAUGUAUGAAGAAGAAGAU
Amoebophrya sp. A120 is the source of this 2688-nucleotide messenger RNA. NCBI's taxonomy places the organism in Eukaryota, Dinophyceae, Syndiniales, Amoebophryaceae. The record is from the annotation of a GenBank genome assembly.